GCCCGCGCGGCGACUGACUCUCUGUACAUAUCUCCUCAAGUCCAAAGAACCAGCAGCUCGACAAGAACAUCCCGAUGCCCCUGGCCAAACCGAUCCGAGCGAACCAAAGAAAACAACAUGCCGCAAACGCACGAGACCGGGUUGUCAAGCUCAAGGGGGACAUCUUCCAAUCGACCACCAUCCUCUGCGAAUUCUUGAUCUUCUUGUCGGUCACUUUCAUGCCUGCACUGGAACCCGAUCGAUGUGACCUUGUCCCACGACCGACUCGCUCUGGAGGCUUUGAAUCUAGCAAAACCUCGCCCAGGCGCAUCAACCUCGUCCCAGCUUGA
Puccinia graminis f. sp. tritici CRL 75-36-700-3 is the source of this 329-nucleotide messenger RNA. RefSeq lists its product as uncharacterized. Lineage: Eukaryota; Fungi; Basidiomycota; Pucciniomycetes; Pucciniales; Pucciniaceae. The coding region runs from base 75 to 329 and encodes 84 amino acids. The transcript has a single exon. The record is from RefSeq and is a predicted model, not a curated record.